This is a messenger RNA of Topomyia yanbarensis, 1935 nucleotides long. RefSeq names its product polyserase-2-like. Gene Ontology annotation, molecular function: serine-type endopeptidase activity. The transcript has 4 exons. Lineage: Eukaryota; Metazoa; Arthropoda; Insecta; Diptera; Culicidae. Gene Ontology annotation, biological process: proteolysis. The record is from RefSeq and is a predicted model, not a curated record. Bases 22 to 1659 code for a protein of 545 amino acids.
CUACCGAACAGCGUUCCACAGAUGAUAACGGGCACGUUUUAUUACAUCCCCCUGGUGCUGCUGCUGCUGCAUUUACUGGGAACUGUCGUUCCGCGGGACCCACUCGAGUGUGGAAGACGUAAAGUUGCAACUAACGAACUGCUGGUAAAUGCUGCAAAUAGUUCACCAGGUGAGUGGCCAUGGCAUGCUGCGAUCUACCAUAGGACGAGUGUGACCACUGACAGUUACGCGUGCGGGGGGUCACUCAUCAGUGACCAGUUCGUGCUGACGGCGGCACAUUGCGUGAUCGAUUCUGCUUCCAGGAAUCAACUGGGACCAAAUCGGAUCUUUAUUCGGUUAGGUAUUUUCGACCGCGCUGAUCCCAACCUUCGAACGAUGCAGCAGCAUUCGAUUGGAAAAAUUUAUAAGAUGGCUGAUUUCAGCCGAAAUAAGGAUGAUAUAGCGUUGCUGGAAAUGAAAACGGUCGCCGAGUUCAAUGAUCACGUGCAGCCGAUUUGUGUGGAGGCGUGGGCUGUUGGGGGAUACGGAACGGUGGUCGGAUGGGGAUUGACGGAAAAUGACGAGCUGUCGGUGGUUUUGCGUAAGGCUCAAAUGCCUGUGAUAAGCACUCUAUCCUGUUUGAGAAGUAACCGUGCCUUGUUCGGCCAGAGCUUAGAUGUUGGAAUGUUCUGCGCUGGCUAUCGGAACGGAACCAGCGUCUGCAACGGAGACAGUGGAGGAGGGAUGGCAUUCAGCCGAUCCGGUGUAUGGUUCCUGGGAGGAAUAGUGUCUUUUUCGCAGAUGAGAGGUGCCGGCGAUAACCGAUGCCAGAUCGAUGGCUACGGAGUGUUCACCAAUGUUUCCAGCUAUUUGGAUUGGAUCAGGGAUACAACCGGACUUCAACUGCGGUCGGCGACACGAGGUAAUCUUCUGCCCCGUGAGUGUGGGAUCAAUUAUUCGAACGAAAAUCAUAGAAAUGGACGGGAAGCGAAUCUACUGGAGUUUCCCUGGAUGGCCAUGAUAUUUAAAAAGGAAGAGGCAAAUGAUCCAGGGAAAAAACCGAAUCGAUUAGGAACUUUAAUUAACAGCCGAUACGUUAUGACAUCGGUUUGGUUCUGGCACAAUGAGGAUCCUCAAAUAGUUAGAUUAGGGGAAUAUUCUAUGAAGCAGAGCGAAGACUGUACCACAACCGACGAGGGAAAAUUGUGUGCCCCACCGACGAAAGAUUACGACGUGGAACGCUUCAUUAGGCAUCCGAGUGUUGCUAUUGUAUUGUUAAGGACGGCUUCGGAAGUUCAGUUUGAAGAGCACAUCCAACCGAUUUGCCUUCCGGUGACCUCAGCGCUGAAACGAUUCCAACCGAAACGCUUCUCUGUUACCGCCUGGGGUGUACAGGGAGAGUUUGACCGACUCAGUGCGAUCACGUUGACCGAUGCGGAUAUUCGACGGGACUGUUCCGAGGAGGAUAUGAUUUGCACUAGCAGACCCUACUGCACCGAGCUUCACGGGCACCCGCUAAGUGCCAUGGCCAGCUAUAACGGAUGGCGCUUCGUGCAGUUUGGCAUGGCCAGCUAUUUGCCGAAUUGUAACACGAGAGUAAGGGAUGCGUCGAAUAUUUUCGAUACAUACAUCAAUGUGUCCUCGCAUAUGGAGUGGAUUGCGGCUGCUUUGGAGCCAUAGGAUUAAAGCCUUCCGAAGAUUAAUGCACCAAGUAACAAUUGAAGUUUUAUAGCUCGCUACAAGUGCAAUCUAAGUUUUAUGAAAUGCUAUAAAACUACUAUAAAACCACAAUUGUUACUAGGGGACUGAGCAUAGUUACUAUGACCGAGAUUGCAUUUUGACGAAUGAACCAUUCAGGCACAAUUAGUUAAUACUAUGAAAUUUUGCACUUAUACUAGUUUAGGAAAUCAUAUCUUCCUACCAAUUACGAAAUUAAUAUUUUUUAUAAAUCUCACA